CCCGAACUGACAGGUAAGGUACAUUUGAGUGAGACAAGGUCGGAAAAGAGGCUACUGGGCAUACCUGCCACUGUAAUAGAACCGGCAGCAACCAUAGUAAAGAUGAACCCAGCUAGGCCGGCUGUGGGCGGGGUGAGGGUAGGAUGGUCGUGAAGCUGCAAAGUCGAACCAAGAAGACACAGGCAGCUUUCCUACGCGUUCCUCCACGUGAUCGCGAUUUGCUUUCCCAGGCCAUCAUGUCCGCGACCACCAUCUCCGUGGCUGCUCCUGCCGACUUUCAUGUUCAUCUACGCCAGGGCUCUUUCUCAGAAUUAGUUACGAGCCAUGUCAGACUCGGAGGAUUCUCCCUGGCAUAUGUUAUGGUGCCGAUAAUUCGCCUAACCUUCCAUCGUAUUUUUCUUCUGACUGGACCACAGCCUAACUUGCAGCCUCCAAUUGUCAAUACAGAGGAGGCCUUGCUCUACAAGGCACAGUUACAAGCCAUAGAUCCCACCAUUGAAUAUUUGAUGACACUCUAUCUAUCUCCCGAUUUGACUCCCGAUGAGAUCCGAAAGGCAAAGCAAUCUGGUAUCGUAGGAGUGAAAUCAUAUCCCAGAGGUGUCACAACGAAUUCAGAGGGCGGGAUAGAAUCCUAUGAAGUCUAUUACCCCAUAUUCGAGGCUAUGGAAGAACAGGAUAUGGUUCUCAAUCUUCACGGUGAAGUCCCAUCCGAUCCAACAAGCAACACCUGUGUAUUGAACGCGGAAGCUACAUUCUUGCCUCACCUCGUGAAGCUCCAUAAAAGGUUCCCUAAGCUUCGCAUCGUACUCGAGCAUGCCACUACACGAGCAGCAGUUGAAUGUGUCAAGAGUCUGGGCUCCACCGUCGCCUGCACAAUUACUGCUCACCACCUGGAUCUCGUAGUGGAUGACUGGGCUGGCCAGUCGUGGAAUUUUUGCAAACCUGUCGCCAAGUUUCCCGACGACAGACAAGCGUUGAGAGAGGUCAUAAAAGAAGGACAUCCCCGUUUCUUCUUUGGGUCGGAUUCUGCACCUCACCCACCCGAUAGGAAGUCCGUCUCCUCACCCAAACAAGCUUGCGCUGCUGGAGUGUACACUUCACCCAUCCUGCUUCCGCUCGUUGCGACCUUGUUAGAGUCAUUUGGCGCAUUAGAUAAAUUGGAACAUUUUGUGAGUGGAUUCGGAAGAGCGUUCUAUGGUAGACCAGCUGCAGACGAGAGGGUCACACUGCGCAAAACAUUGCACAAGUUUGUCGAAGACUCCUGGGCUCUGGGCGACGCCACCGUUGUUCCCUUCUGGGCUGGCAAACAAAUAGGCUGGGAGAUUGUGAGCGAGUAGAUUAGCAAACUGGAUGUACAUAACAGUGUAAAGUGAAGGAUGUAAAGUGUGAUACAAUCCACGUAUUUGGUCGUCUCGCUAUGAAGAAAACAGAAAGUAAUUCCAUUUUGACCGUAUAGAGGACUCGU
This is a messenger RNA of Somion occarium, 1465 nucleotides long. The record is from the annotation of a GenBank genome assembly. NCBI's taxonomy places the organism in Eukaryota, Fungi, Basidiomycota, Agaricomycetes, Polyporales, Cerrenaceae.